CGUUCUCAAACAGAAAGAAACGAAGAAGAAAUCUGAACGACGAAAAUAGAUGGAUGGGAAGGAACCCUAGAAAUCCCAAAUUCUGAGAAACCCCCAAAUUUCCCAAAUCAAAAGAGAAAUUAAGGAAGAAAUCAUUUUUCUUGUUUCCGUUCUCUCUCUCACAUACUUGCUUUUACAUUUUCUUUUUUUUUUUUUGGAUUUUGGUUUUUGUUUUGGUUGUUUUCAGGAAACAACGAACACCGAUUCCAGCACUGGGUCUCUUUGUUCCAAUUGGGAGAAGCUCUAUACAGAUUUAGCUUUCUCAUCUGUUUUGUGGGUUUGCUUCUUCAUAGAUGCUGAUGCUUUCUCUAAUGGUGGGUUUUGCGUUGUCAAAUUAGGGUUUUCAAUUUGUUCGCUCCCCUUUCUUUGUAGGCCUUUUGAUUUUUCGUCGCGGCUGCCGAUCAAGCGCUCAUUCGUCAGAACAUCAUAUAGAGGGAAGAAGAAGAAGAAUGAUUAAGUACGGGUUGAACCUAAGGGGGCAGCAGAAGAAGCAGCCGACAAGGCCUCCUGUCCCUAAACCUCUGGGUUUUGAUGACAAUGACGACGACAAUGAUGUUGAGAAGGAAAUAUCUCGCCAGGCUUCCAAGAACAAAUCUCUCAAGGAUAUUGAGGAACAGCAGAGGAAGGCACUGGAGCAGGAUCCGUCGGUGUUCGACUACGAUGGAGUUUAUGACCAGAUGAAACAGAAAGCCAUCCAACCUCGGGUGCAAGAUCGUCAAGAGAGAAUGGCAAGGUAUAUUCCUGGUAUACAGAGAAAGGCAGAAGAACGAAAGCGAGAGCAGGAGAUAAUAUACGAGAGAAAACUACAGAAAGAGAGAAACCAAGAGGAUCACCUCUAUGCAGACAAGGAACGCUUUGUCACAGGUGCUUACAAAAAGAAACUUGCAGAGCAAGCAAAAUGGGCAGAGGAAGAUCGACUGCGUCAACUUCGGGAGGAGAAAGAUGAUGUUACCAAGAAGAAAGACUUGACUGAUUUCUACUUCAACCUUCAAAAAAAUGUUGCUUUUGGUGCAGAAAAUGUGAAGUCCAGGAAGCUAGAGAAGCAGGAGGAAUUAAGCAGGCCGGAUAAACAUGAAGAUAGAGAUAGACCAAUUACUGUAGCAUUGGAGCCAUUGGGGCCUUCCAGUGUGAGAGAGGGGCAUCUAGAGAAGCAGACCGAAUCAGGCAAGCCAGACAAACUUGAAGACAGAGUAAUCGCUGCAGCAUCAGUGCCGUUGGAGUCUCCCAGGGUGAUAGAGGGACAUCAAGAUGAAAGAUUAACCAAGUCUAAACGUCGUGAUGAGCUCUCUGAAGAAAAGCAAGCUUCAAAUGCAUCAGCACAGGAAAAACCGUCAGUUGAACAGCCGCCAGAAAACCAACCGAGUAGUAAUCAUCAUAAAAGAAGUGCAGAUGACGUGGCUGCAGCAAGAGAACGCUAUCUAGCAAGGAAGAGACCUAAAGAACCAUAGAAUUUCUGCUUGUCAUGAAUGUUUGUAAAGGCUGAACGAAAGUAAUGUUUGAUACCGGGAGGGAUGCAAUUUCGGAUCCGAUAAUGCACUGUCUAUUGUAUGUUCUUGUGUGUUUUGUUUAAACGUUUCACCAUUUGACUGGAUCAUGUUAGGUGAUAAGAUGAAUAAAAGAAUGAUGGUUGGUACA
This is a messenger RNA of Pyrus x bretschneideri (Chinese white pear), 1674 nucleotides long. Its product is annotated as nuclear speckle splicing regulatory protein 1. The record is from RefSeq and is a predicted model, not a curated record. Gene Ontology annotation, biological process: regulation of alternative mRNA splicing, via spliceosome. The transcript is spliced from 2 exons. Bases 489 to 1487 code for a protein of 332 amino acids. NCBI's taxonomy places the organism in Eukaryota, Viridiplantae, Streptophyta, Magnoliopsida, Rosales, Rosaceae.